Messenger RNA from Triplophysa dalaica, 1896 nucleotides. RefSeq names its product syntaxin 3b (gene stx3b). Gene Ontology annotation, molecular function: SNARE binding; SNAP receptor activity. The transcript is spliced from 11 exons. Bases 367 to 1236 code for a protein of 289 amino acids. Gene Ontology annotation, cellular component: synaptic vesicle; endomembrane system; SNARE complex. Lineage: Eukaryota; Metazoa; Chordata; Actinopteri; Cypriniformes; Nemacheilidae. The record is from RefSeq and is a predicted model, not a curated record. Gene Ontology annotation, biological process: synaptic vesicle fusion to presynaptic active zone membrane; exocytic insertion of neurotransmitter receptor to postsynaptic membrane; intracellular protein transport.
AGAGCGAGAGAGACAGAGCAUGCGUGAGAGCACAGCCCUAUCACACCGAUUAUAGCGAGAAAAGAGGGAGAGGGAGGAAGACAGAUUAAGCAGACUGAACACAACUGUUGUUUUAAUCCUCUGAGCGGAUAGAUUUAGAUGAAAAAACUACUGGUUUGGAGAAGAGCAGCCAUAUUGCAUGGACCGUUCGUGGAAUAACAGGUCUCAUUCGAGCAGGAUCUCAGAGUUUGGAAGAAAUCGUCCAGACUUCAUAACUGCGGGAUCCGCUGACCGACCAGCCUUAACUUUACCUUUACUUAACUGACGGAGUUUUUAUUUAUUACUCGUUUAUUUGAUUUUAAGAGAGUUUACACGAACGAUUGAAAGAUGAAGGACCGAUUGGAUCAACUGAAGGCGACAUGCGAUCAUGAUGAUGAAGAUGUUGAAAUCGCUGUGGACAACGCUGCUUUUAUGGAUGAGUUCUUCUGCCAGAUUGAAGACAUUAGGAACAGCAUCGAUAAGAUCGAUGACAAUGUGGCUGAAGUCAAGAAGGUUUACUCAGUUAUUCUUUCUGCGCCAACGUCAGACCAGAAAACACAGGAUGACUUGGAGGCGAUUACAAACGAUAUCAAGAAAAUGGCGAACAACGCCCGUAACAAACUGAAGACCAUUGAAAGAAAUCUUGAGACUGAAGAGAUGGAGAGAGUAUCAGCUGACAUUAGGAUACGCAAAUCACAGCACGCUGUUCUUUCCAGGAAGUUUGUCGAUGUGAUGACCAAAUACAAUGAAGCUCAGGUGGACUUCAGAGAGAAGAGCAAAGGUCGCAUUCAGAGACAAUUAGAGAUCACUGGAAAAACUACAACUGAUGAGGAACUCGAGGAAAUGCUGGAGGGAGGGAACACAGCAGUUUUCACAGCAGGGAUUGUGGAUUCGGGGAUCUCUAAGCAAGCACUGAGUGAGAUUGAAGCACGUCACAAAGACAUCGUACGUCUAGAGAGCAGUAUAAAAGAAUUGCACGACAUGUUUGUGGACAUCGCAAUGCUGGUGGAGAGCCAGGGCAACAUGGUUGAUAAUAUUGAAGUGAAUGUGGGCAAAGCUGUUGAUCACAUUGAAGUGGCAAAGGAAGAAACCAAGAAAGCAGUCAAGUAUCAGAGCAAGGCCAGGAAGAAAACAAUCAUAAUUGUGAUCGUGGUUGUGACGAUUUUGGCAAUUAUUGCUUUAAUAGUUGGUCUUAGUUUAGGUCUGAAGACUGCAUGAAGAUGAUCAUACUGGGUGUGAUUGGGGUUGUUGUAGUCGUCGUCAUCAUCAUUAUCAUCGUACUCACGCAGGUUCUGUAAGAUAACCUCUCCAUCAUCACAUCUCCUCUGUGGCUACUCACAAACACUCCACUAUUAUUUUCGUACUCCUCACUCUUUGGCAUCCCUCCCUCAUUUUACCUGGAGACAAGAUGCCGGUCAAGACAAACGCUCCGCCCCAUCAGUCUGUAGCCCCUCCCUUCAUCAACACAAGCCAGUGGGAAACUACACACAAAAACUGUAUUUUAUGCCACAACGUGACAGGAAUGUUAAAGGACUUCUUCUACAUUCGAGGACUAAUGAAGGAAACAUGGUAGUAAACAGACAGUUAAAUAAGGGAUUUUUAGAAGGGAAAGGUAACUUCGAUUUCAUGCCUUUACAUUUUUAUUGUUUCCUACACAUCGUUGCAACAUCUACAAGAUGUACUUCUAAGCUGUUUUUGAUCACAAGUGCACAGAGAAAGCUUAUAUUUUGGAACCCUGUGAAAUGAACAAAUUGAUGGGUCAUCCAGAAUGAAGGACACAUCUGAGACUGAUUUCAGAGAAUGAUGUUUUCUUAAUGUGAUUAAACCCUGUAUGUGAAAGAAGAUUUGAAGGAAUAAAUGAAAUUUUAUAUUUUGUAA